Messenger RNA from Chelonoidis abingdonii (Abingdon island giant tortoise), 3227 nucleotides. It is a transcript of the gene ACVR2B, whose product is annotated as activin A receptor type 2B. Lineage: Eukaryota; Metazoa; Chordata; Testudines; Testudinidae. Gene Ontology annotation, cellular component: activin receptor complex; plasma membrane. Gene Ontology annotation, molecular function: ATP binding; activin binding; activin receptor activity. Gene Ontology annotation, biological process: protein phosphorylation; activin receptor signaling pathway; cellular response to growth factor stimulus. The record is from RefSeq and is a predicted model, not a curated record.
AGCCCCGGCAAAGAAAACUCUUGGAAAGCUCGGAGCAGGAGGAGCCGGGAGCCGGACGGCCGCCGAUCUCGCUGUCCUGGCGCUGCGAUUGUGUGGCCCCUAGAACUGGAGACGUUGUUGCAACUGUGAAGGAACUAAAUUCGAUUUUGUAGGAGCCUUAUUUUUUCGUUUGUUUGUUGGUAGAGGUUCUCGUUUUCCUCCACCCCCUCCUUCACUCUCCCGAUCGUUUUUUUUCUUGGGGAUAAAGGGGGAUACACAAGGGGGGAAAAAAGUAAAGGAAUAUGAUUGCUUCGUGGUUGACUUUCGCCUUUCUUUGUGGAACUUUCUGUGCAGGGCCAGGUCAUGGGGAGGCAGAGACGAGAGAAUGCAUCUACUACAAUGCCAACUGGGAGCUAGAGAAGACCAAUCAGAGCGGCGUGGAACGCUGUGAAGGAGAGAAGGACAAACGGCUCCAUUGCUAUGCUUCUUGGAGAAACAACUCUGGCUCCAUUGAGUUGGUGAAGAAAGGCUGCUGGUUAGAUGACUUCAACUGCUAUGACAGGCAAGAAUGUGUAGCCACAGAAGAGAACCCUCAAGUGUUUUUCUGCUGCUGUGAGGGGAACUAUUGCAAUGAGAAAUUUACGCACUUACCUGAAGUAACUGGUCCAGAAGUAAUAUACGAGCCGCCACCACCAACGCCCUCACUACUCAACAUUCUGGUUUACUCUCUGCUUCCAAUUGCUGUUCUGUCAAUGGCCAUUCUCUUGGCCUUCUGGAUGUACCGUCACCGAAAGCCCCCCUAUGGGCACGUUGACAUUAACGAGGAUCCUGGUCCACCACCCCCUUCUCCAUUGAUUGGCCUUAAGCCAUUGCAAUUAUUGGAGAUCAAAGCUAGGGGGCGCUUUGGCUGUGUCUGGAAGGCUCAGCUGAUGAAUGACUAUGUAGCAGUGAAAAUCUUCCCCAUACAGGAUAAACAAUCCUGGCAGAGUGAGAGAGAAAUCUUCAACACCCCUGGCAUGAAGCACGAAAACCUUUUGCAGUUUAUUGCAGCAGAGAAGCGAGGAACAAACUUGGAGAUGGAGCUAUGGCUGAUCACAGCUUUCCAUGACAAGGGCUCUCUGACAGAUUACCUGAAGGGGAAUAUUAUCAGCUGGAAUGAACUCUGCCAUGUUGCAGAAACGAUGGCCCAUGGACUGUCCUACCUACAUGAAGAUGUCCCCUGGUGCAGAGGGGAAGGACACAAACCUGCCAUAGCACACAGGGACUUCAAGAGUAAAAAUGUAUUGUUGAAGAAUGACUUGACAGCAGUUCUAGCUGACUUUGGACUGGCUGUACGGUUUGAGCCUGGAAAGCCUCCAGGGGACACCCACGGACAGGUGGGAACAAGGAGGUACAUGGCUCCUGAGGUAUUAGAGGGGGCAAUCAACUUCCAGCGAGAUGCCUUCCUGAGAAUAGACAUGUAUGCAAUGGGACUAGUAUUGUGGGAGUUAAUCUCCAGGUGCACAGCAGCUGAUGGUCCAGUGGAUGAGUAUAUGCUGCCUUUUGAAGAGGAGAUAGGUCAGCAUCCAUCCCUUGAGGACCUGCAGGAAGUGGUGGUUCACAAAAAGAUGCGGCCUGCUUUCAAGGAUCACUGGCUGAAACACCCUGGUUUGGCACAGCUCUGUGUUACAAUUGAAGAAUGCUGGGACCAUGAUGCAGAGGCUCGGCUUUCGGCAGGCUGUGUCGAGGAGCGCAUUUCUCAGAUCCGUAAAUCAGUAAACAGCACUACCUCGGACUGCCUCGUUUCCAUCGUGACAUCUGUCACCAACGUGGACUUGCCACCCAAAGAGUCUAGUAUCUAAGUCCUGGUUCACUUUUGUCUUUCCAGACUCAGUGGAUUUAAAAAAAGUUUAAAAACCCAACAAACACAUGAAUGCAGCUGCUAUUUUAUCUUGACUUUUUAUUAUUAUUGUUGUUGUUGUUGUUGUUUUUUUUGGAUUGGAUCAAUUUUACCAGCACAUUGCUCUACUGUAUUAAAAAAAAAAAAAAAAGACAUCUCAGCAAGCAUUCAGGUGCCGACUAAUGAAUGCAGAAAAGGUGCAGGUACCUCAGCACCUCAACAAACUCACUUCAGUUGUGUUUUUUUUUUAUUGAGUUUUCUGGGUUUCUCUUUAUUGGUCUGUCUUCAACACAGAGCAUCUCUGACAUAAAGGAAAACCACGUACCAUCUUAGAAAACGCAAUGCUGCAAACUUUGGAGGAAACUUAAGACUGUUACAUAAGAUUACACCUUCCUCAAAAGGAUUUUCCCCAAUUUUCUUUUUUUAGACAGUGAGCUUCAAAAAGAAACAAACAGCAGAUGUGUCUUUUACGGAUCUAACGGGUGUCAUUGUAAUGGGAAAAAAACAGAAGAAACUGGGAAGAGAAUGUUAACUCUUUGGUGGUAAAAUUAAAGGGGGGUGUUUAGUAUAGGAGAAGGGGAGAGUGAUGUUGGACUUUGCAGCAUUUGGAGAAACAUCAUUUGCUAUGGAGCUACUUCUCAGGUAACCAGUUAAUGAGGGGAAGAACUUUUUUGAGGCAGAGUAUUUAUCACCGCAGCGUAUUGAGAAAGUUGGGUCAAUGGGAUAAGCAAGGUACUAGUUCUUACUUCCCCCAAUAUCUCAGGCUUGGGUGUUAAAAGAACAAAACCAAACCAUAGGUGUAUAAAUUUUUAAAACUCCAGGUGAGAAUUGGAAAAAUGUUUUUAAGCAGUGUAAUUGAGAGAGACAACAGCAUAUUCUCAGAAGCACUCUGUAAAGUACUGGAAGAUUUGAAAGCAUUUAUAUCUUGUUUUAAAUACAGUAGCAGUUCAGGGAGUAAGGCCUCAGAGCUGGAUAACUGCUUAGCCCAAGCUACCAGUGCAGAUGGUUAAAAAGAAGUGUGAUUUCUGGCUUUGUAGAAAGGCCUUUUUUUUUUAACUGGAGGGGAAAAAAUUACCUGGGCCAGUGGCAGACAGUUGCACCCAAGAAGCAUUUGAAUUGUACAGUAGCAGAAUAUAGGGAGGUAACAGAGCAGCAUUAGCAUUAACCACAGAAUCUGUUAAACCAGUUUCUUUGACUCAGCUUUCUCUUUAUCUGUGACUAAACUCUUUUGUCUUAAAGUGGUGCAUAUUCUAAAAUACCGUCACUCUAGUAUGCCAUAAACUUGCUCUAGUCAGUGAAUGUUCCUAAUGCUGCUGAUUCAACAUUUAAAUAUUUUUUUAAUUUGCAAAACAUACAAUGUUUAAAAAAC